UUGUCAAAUACACAACUGCUCCGUUCUUGAUUUUUCCUGCUUCAAACUUGAAGUUUUUUUCUGCUAUUUUUCACUGUUUUCAAGAACCAGAAGUAGUACUAGUACUAUCAACAGUAUUUCAUCAGAAAGUUAAAAGAAUGUAUGCAUCAGAAAGUUUGUCUUUUGAUCCUACUUCUGAUCAGCAAGAUGAAAAGGGUUUUCUUCAAAAUCAUAUUGCAACAACUUGUGUUACUAACUUUCCCAUGAGAUCAAUGGAACUCCAGCAGCAGCAGUUGAACCUUGAAAUGAGAAAGUUUCAUUCUAGUGAAAACAAUUUGAAUAUGCAAUUAGAAUUUGGGCAUGAGCCUAAUAACACAAGGUUUCAUCCAAAUUGGGAAGAAGUUGGUUUUAAUCCUUACAAUAAUCAACAACUUAGUUACCCCAUUUCUAAUACAUCAAAUUUCUUGACUAGUACUCCAUCAUCAUCAUCACUAGGCCUUUUGGGUGGGUUUCAUCAAAGAACAGAAUUAGCAUCAACUUCAACUAAUCUUUUUUAUGAACCCCCACAAUUGAAUAUGCCUCUAAAUCGUUGUACCCCACAAUCUAGUUUAUUCAAAGAGUUGUUUCAUCUUUCCCCACAUGGGUCCUCUUAUGGCUUAGGAAGCUCCGGGACGGGUUCUUUGUUUAGCCAUGGUCAUGAUCAGGAAGAGGUAACUGGUAGUUUGUACCAUGAUGGGAGUUUUCAUGAAUUUAGUGGAGAUAUGAUGAUCAAUUCUGCAGCUAUUAAAAAGAGGGAAUUAGGUAAAGAUAUCAAACAUCAUGCCUCUGAGAAACAAAGGAGAGUUCAAUUUAGUGACAAGUUCCAAGCAUUGAGGACUUUAAUCCCAAAUCCCUCAAAGAAUGAUAGAGCAUCAAUUAUCGCGGAUGCUAUUGGCUACAUCAAUGAGCUGAAAAUGAGAGUAAAUGAGCUAAGGAAUCAAGUAGAUUUAAAGAAAGAGCAAAUGAAAAGGCAAAGAUCAACAGUAGAAGAAGAUGGUGCAGUGAUCAUGGAGGGUGAGGAUAAUGAUCAUCAAGUGAUGAUGAACAAAUCUAUUAAUUGUCAUCAUCAAAGAAAAUCUUCCAAGAAUAGUAUUACUGAAGUUGAUGUGAGAGUUAUGGAAGAUGAAGUAAUUAUUAAACUUGUCCAACACAAGGAAAUGAUCAAGAGAAUGAAUUGCCUUGUGUUUGUAUUAAAAGCAUUUGAUGAGCUUCAGCUGGAUCUCCAACAUGUUGCUGGUGGUUUGAUUGGAGAUCACUAUAGCUACCUCUUCAACUCCAAGAUUUGUGAAGGUUGUACAGUGUAUGCAAGUGUAGUAGCUAACAAGGUUAUUGAAGUUUUGGACAAGGAACAUGCAGACAUUAAUUAAGUUGGAGUCUUUGGUCUUGAAAUAUAGACUUCCUUUAAUUUAUAAUUUCUACUUUUGUAAUACAAUGAAAGGUAUAACAAUAUUUCUCUGAUUUGUUGAAAACUAAUUCGACUACAAUAUGACAAUUUUAUUUAGUGA
Molecule: messenger RNA, 1523 nt
Organism: Solanum dulcamara
Lineage: Eukaryota; Viridiplantae; Streptophyta; Magnoliopsida; Solanales; Solanaceae
Product: transcription factor bHLH91-like
Exons: 3
Coding region: 138-1385 (415 amino acids)
Biological process (GO): anther wall tapetum development; regulation of DNA-templated transcription
Molecular function (GO): protein dimerization activity
Source: RefSeq, a predicted model, not a curated record